AUUUAGUGAUAUCUAACAUUGGAUUUAAACGGUCAUUCUAUCAGUACCAUCAGCAGUUACAAUAAAUCUCUUAAUAAAUAAUUUUUAUGGAACUGUUGAGCUUCUCAAGGAUUACAAAACCAUUUAUGGAUAAAAAUGUUCAAUCGAUCUUCGAGAAUAUCGCACAAGUGUAUAAAAUAAAUACUUCAAUCGAUCAAAAGUUGAUUUAAAAACCGUAGAAAGCAAUAAAUAAGUGUUCGCAGUCGCUAAUUGAAAUCUUGCUAUGCAGUGAAUUUCUCGAAAUUUUUUUUUAUUAUUUUGUAAAAUGAGCAACUGAAAAAAAAUUCAAUGGUGAAGUCACCAAACGUCGAGUGAAGUGGAAACUAAAUGAACUUGAAAAAAACUUCAAUAACCUGUUGAGAUUUACGGAAAUUAAAUUUUCACAUGCAUUCAGAUGCAUCUCAAUAAAUAGUUGAAUUAUUCAAAUGUAAACCAAAUUGUUUGAAAACCGCAGACGGAGACGACGACAAGACAUAAAAGUUGUGAACAUGCAAAUAAAUGUAAAAUCAGUGAAGUGAAUUAAGAAAUAAAACAAAUUGCAAAGUGUGUAAAGCGAUUGACUUGAAUAUGUUAUGAGAAUUGCAUAUACAAUUUAAUGAUUGAACAGUGAGUGAUGACAAUGUCAAUUCUGAUGAUGGAUUAGCUGUGAUUGUGUGAAGAAAAUCUGUGAAAACUCAAAAGAUGGACAAGUAUGAAUCAGCUAUUGAAUUGUUCCAAUAGUUUCGGGAAUAAUCAAACGUUCGAAGCAGAUGGCAAACUGUUGUUUGUCGGCGAUAGUUUAAUCGACGAAGAUAUUCAAUGCAUUUGGAAUUCAAGUAACAACUCAUUGGAUUUUGUUGACCAAUUGUCGCGGUUUGACUCAAAUAACAUAAUAAGGAAUUAUUCAUUAAACGCAAGUGAUUAUGUGAAUCACAGUCAGAAUGAUAAUCGACUUCACUAUGAGUGGAGUUACUUGUUUGUCAUUUUGUUUAUUUUGGCUGGUGGACUGGGAAAUAUUCUCGUUUGCUUGGCGGUAGCAUUGGAUAAAAAGUUACAAAAUGUCACAAAUUAUUUCCUUCUUUCCCUCGCUGUUGCCGAUCUACUGGUUAGUCUGUUUGUAAUGCCGUUGGGAGCUGUUCCGGCAUUCUUAGGAUAUUGGCCUUUCGGCAUCACAUGGUGUAAUGUAUACGUGACAUGUGAUGUGCUAGCGUGCUCGGCAAGCAUUUUGCACAUGUGCUUCAUUAGUCUAGGAAGAUAUUUAGGUAUAAGGAACCCUUUGGGAUCUCGUCAGAGUUCGACGAAACGGUUGACUAGUUUCAAGAUCGCUCUUGUAUGGCUGCUUGCGAUGCUCAUAUCCUCGUCAAUUACGGUUCUAGGAAUCGUUGACAGAGAAAACAUAAUGCCCAAACCUAAGCAAUGUGUAAUCAACAAUAGAAUGUUUUUCAUCUUUGGUUCGCUCUUUGCAUUUUAUGUGCCAAUGGUUCUCAUGGUCAUCACAUACGCUCUAACUGUUCAGUUACUGAAGAAGAAAGCUCGCUUUAUUGUUGAACAUUCAGAAAGCGAAACGUUUCGUAGACUGGGUGGAGGAAGAUACUCGGCCAAGCAGCCAUCAGCGUCAAGCGACCAUGAAAGAAAUAGUCGCAAUGAUGAACACAGAAGCAAUAACAACAGCAACAAAAACCUUUCACAUUCCCAAUCACAGAAUUCAAUGAGUUGGAGAACACAUGGCAGCGGUGGAAUCUUAAAACCGGAAAGAAGAUCCAACAAUAUGAGUACAAGUACAUCACAUCCUUUGCUGACUUUUAAUAACAACAAUAGCAACAACAGUAGCACGCGUAAUAUAUUUUCUUCUUCAUCACGCGGACGGCCAGUUGAUAAGAGCACACAAACUCCCGAAAACAUUGAACGAGAGACUCGUCGCCAUAAAUUGCGAUCGUUAAAAAUAAAUUUUAAUAAUGUGCCGACACCAUCACUGAAUUUCAAAUUGGGCUUCUUGAAUCAACGGAAGCGUACAAAUUUAUCCGCAAACGCUGUCGCCACAGAGCAGAAAGCAACCAAGGUUUUGGGGCUCGUAUUUUUCACGUUUGUUCUCUGUUGGAGUCCUUUCUUCAUUCUUAACAUUUUAUUCGCAGCGUGCCCUAAAUGUCAAGUUCCUGAUCACAUCACAAAUAUAUGUUUAUGGUUGGGCUACGUGUCAUCUACAAUCAAUCCAAUCAUUUAUACAAUUUUCAAUAAGACUUUUCGUGCAGCGUUUAUUCGCUUACUUAAAUGUAAAUGUCACAAAUCUGGUCGACCCUCCCGAUAUCGAAGUGUCACAGAUGGCCGAAGUGCAAUCAGUUUAUGCGUGCCGUCAGCGCUUCCCUUAGCCAUUUCAUUACAAGGUGCGCCUUUGUUAACCCCAUCGACAGUUCAAACUCCCCUUAGUGAUUUUAGAAAUUUGUCAAAUAGUGCGACAGAGGAUGUUAACAAUUAUUGGGCUCUACUGGCAAUAAUCCUUGUGUUAGGAACUGCCUGUGGAAACAUUUUGGUCUGUCUAGCGAUUGCUUGGGAAAAGCGAUUACAAAAUGUUACCAAUUACUUUCUAGCAUCUUUAGCAAUAACAGAUUUAAUGGUUGCUGUACUCGUAAUGCCUUUAGGAAUUGUAACAUUGUUUAGAGGAUACUUUCCACUACAAUCAGAACACUGUCUUGUUUGGAUAUGUUUAGAUGUUCUAUUUUGUACAGCAAGUAUAAUGCAUUUAUGCACAAUAUCUAUUGACCGUUAUCUGUCACUACGAUACCCAAUGCGAUUUGGAAGAAACAAGACUCGCCGGCGAGUUGUUCUCAAAAUUUUCUUUGUUUGGUUGCUGUCAAUUGCAAUGAGCUUACCAUUGAGCUUAAUGUAUUCUAAGGAUCACGCUUCGGUUCUCGUUGAUGGAACCUGUCAAAUUCCUGAUCCAGUCUACAAGUUUGUUGGAUCGAUUGUUUGUUUUUACAUUCCUUUAGGCGUUAUGUUGUUGACGUAUACAUUGACAGUAAGAUUAUUAGCACAACAGCGACAGAAUCUUGGUGGUGGAAAGCCUACAAGCAGUGGAUGGUCGAGUGGAUGGCUUGGAAUCGCCCCGCCAUUAGAACGAAAAAACACAUGGAAGCGAUUCAUUAAGACGAGUUUGCCGUCAACGCCAAAUCACGCGCAUUCGGCUGGUUCAACAGACACAGAACUGUCAACUCUUGACAUUAAUACCCAUGAAUUAUGGUUGCCAGAGUCUAGCAUCCCCGAACCAACACCAUCAACAAUGACAGCACUUCAUCAAUUUGGGGCUGAAAUGUUAAAGCUUUCUCGAGGCUUAGAAUCAUUUACACCAAUCACAGAAACAUCAACAAGAAGAUGCGAAGAGCCUAAGAAAUGUGAAACAAUGACUAACAAUACUUUAGACUCAUCGAAACAACAUAAAACUCGAGUAGAAUGUUUCAACAACAGCGAGAGUAAAAAAUCAACUUCUAGUAUGCUAGUUAAGGCCACGAAGCGAAGAGCUUCAUUAAAUGUGUUUAGCAACAGCAACAGCAAGAAUCCAUCAUCAAUACGUCUUAGACGCUCUAACAGCAUACAAACAUUGGAACGUGAUGAACGUGCUGAAGAAAACGAGAAUCAUAUCAUGGAAAAAAUUAAUGAGUUAAAGCGGAAAAAGAAACAACAUAAAAACAAUGAACGCGACACGACUUCCUUGGAACUUCCACCUCCAUGUACAUGUCCGUACUUUGGCGACAAGCCUUGCGCUUUAGUGAAGCCAAUUGAAGUCAAAAUCAUAACAACAUCCUCGAGCAAUUUCUUGACGCCAGAGAAACAUCAUUUGAACGAUUCUAGUCAAUUUAUGUCGGCCUCAAGCAUCUCCGUCGAGAACACAACAUCAACAAGUAGCUUGCCAUCGGCUCAAAGUGCGAUGAAUAAAAGUAACAGCAAGUAUAGCUACUCAAAAUGUAAUUCUGUUGUGACCUGGGACUCAAGGCGAUAUCAGAGACGGGGAUCAAGCAUGAGUGGCUCUAUACGAACAGCCCUCGCGCCGUCACCACAAAAGUCAUCUCUCGUCAAUUCAACUCCCUUAAGACGCUCUGUUACACUUCGUCACAACAACAAUAUCAUUUCAAACGACGAACAUAGCAUUGCGACACAGAAAGUUCCAUCAUCACCAUGCAUUCUUCAAAGGACGACAACAAUUCGUUCUCACCAUUCACGAAACUCGAGCGUUAUCUCACGCAACUCAUCACGACACGGCAGAAUAAUUCGAUUGGAACAAAAAGCAACAAAAGUACUUGGCGUUGUUUUUUUCACAUUUGUCAUUUUGUGGGCGCCUUUUUUUGUGUUGAAUCUUCUUCCCACUGUUUGUCCGGAUUGUGAAUCGAACAUCAGCCAUGGCGUAUUCGAUUUCGUUACGUGGCUUGGCUACGCAUCAUCGAUGGUGAAUCCGAUUUUUUAUACAAUUUUCAACAAAGUCUUUCGGCAGGCUUUCAAAAAGGUGCUUUUGUGUCGAUACAAAAGCAAGGCUAUUUGGCGACCGGUACCUACGAAUAAUCGGUAGCAGCAACCGAAGUGCGUUUAACACACAACCAACCAUUUUGGUGACACCAUCACAUAAGAAUCUUACGGAAACCUCUGUCGCAUUAUAACACAAUAGAAAAGAAAACUUAAGGAAAAUAUCGGGAAAAAUAAAAGUUCCUUUCCUUUUUGUCUUCAAUACUUUAAGCUAUAAAAUAUAUUUUCUAUUAAAGCUUUUGUAAAAUGAAACUUUUGGCUAAAAGCUAUGAAAAAUUAUAUUUAAUUUUUUAAAGUGACAGCAUAGAAUGAGAUAACAAAUGAGAAUUUAUGACAACAGAAGUAAAGCAGACUUUAUCAUUCAUCCUUUGCACAAAUGUGACAACGAUUUCAAGUUACGAUGAAGACAAAAAAAGUAAUGAAAUCGUAUAAAAUUGUUGUCUGACUGUUUCAACUUGUGCUUUCCUAUAGUAACGUUUACUAUGUGUAUGUAUACAUCGUAGAAUUAUUUAUUAUGUUUGUCUCCUUUUUAAAAAUAAUAGGAAAAAAAAUUAAUCGUAAAAUAUUUACUUGUUUUUCACGGAAAUUGUUGGGGAAGAGAAAUGCUAUUCAAUAAAUUAAAGUCAAGCUAAGCUAAGCAAAAAAGUAAAAGCAGAUAGAAAAGGUAGAAAAAAAAAUGUCGAAUGGGCUGUGAUAACAUAAAAAUAUUUUUUUUUAUGUCGAACUAUAGAAGUUCGCAUCAAGAAUGAAUCAGCAGAAAGGAAAGCAAUGAAAGGAUUUUCAAUUAUUUUAAUUUAUCGUGUUUUCCUUUCUAUCUAAAAAUAUACCAAAUAGCGAUCGUUCAAGGAAAAUUAAUCAGCCAAACGGAAUAGAUUAUUAAGUUUACUAUGGAGGCGUCUUCUACUGGAAAUAUUGCAAAUAUUUUAAUAGGUAAAAGUUACCCACGUAACAAAAAUGUCACUCAUUGAGUUCCUCGAAAAAUUGAAAUAUUUAAAUAAAUAUCUUUCAUGUCGAAAAUGUCUGAAGAUAUUGAGAUAAAAGAAAAACCUCUUUUACAGAACUCUUUCAGUUUUCCACUCUUAAAGAGAAUGUUUUUAUAAGAUGAAAAAGGGAGUCAAAUAAGCCUGUUGAAUUCCUUGAGAAUUUUAGGGUUAAAGUGAACUGACGAUGUUGAAAACGCCAAC
This is a messenger RNA of Clunio marinus, 5711 nucleotides long. The record is from the annotation of a GenBank genome assembly. NCBI's taxonomy places the organism in Eukaryota, Metazoa, Arthropoda, Insecta, Diptera, Chironomidae.